UCUGUUGAACGUCCCCCCCCCGUGUGCGUAACGACGUGCUGACGUAAGACGUAUGAACAACAAACAGUUGUUGGACUUCAACAAGCUAGCGAACGGUAGACAAAAAACAGGUUCAACGUACUUCUCCUCCUGGAUACAGAGACUACUCAACGAAAACCCGGGAACAUCUUUAUAAUCUCGUAAUAAUAACUAGCACAGACAGGUGUAGUAUCUUCGUCUGGGUCUCCUCUAAAGCCAGAGCUAACAUUAGCCACAUAAACAUGCUCAUCGCUCGGAGUGUGACGCCUGUUUUUUCUCUGUCUGCUGCUGCCUGAGAGGUUUGAUGCGAGGAGCCGAGCAGCACGACAACACAGGCUGAGAGACAACAGCCACAGCCGGACACAUAUCUGUCUUCUUGACGCAGAAGAAUGGACUUUGUCGGGGAGAAACGUAAAGAAGCGGGCAUGCGACCGUACACCGGCCUGGACGUCGUUGUUGUUGGGCAACAACUUUAGCAAGAUAGCUCACAUUCAGCUCAUGCAAAUGAAUCGGUUUGGUGUCAGCUCUCUGCUAGCUUAGUACUAGUAAUGGAGGAGUGACUUUGUUCAUUUCUGCUGGUCUGUCCUGGUCCUCUUUAAUACCUUGGCUGCUGGCAAUGUGCUGAAGAACCAGGGGAGCAUUUUAGUCAGUUCACACUUGGAUUAAUAGGACACAGACAUUAUUAAGUGGUGGUUGCCUGUCUGGGUUGAUAGGUGAACAAAGUUGGCAUAUAAAUAAUUACUGAAACAGUUAUCUAUUUCACAGAGGCAUCACAAAUUUCUUGAUAUUUGUGUGUGAAAUUGCUUUUUUUUUUAUUUUAAGGAUGCACCAAAGUCAUCUGUGAUUUGUGAAAACCAUUCAAAUCAGUAAAACAAACUUAAAGGUAUAUAUAGGUAUCAUUUUUCUGAUUGCACUUGAUUAUAAUUUGGUAAAUAAAGGACCAGGAUAAGUGCACAUUUACGUAUAUUGUUGUGAGACAAAAGGCCAGAGACAGGCUUAUCCAUGUCAGUUGGUUCCUAGUUACUGUUUAACCCAACAUCUAUAGGCUGUCUGGCACAGUUAAAAGACUUGAGUUUCACUGGAAAUGAAAACAUGAAUAUCGAAGAGCAGUGUCUAGAUUUGUGCAAUGUCAAGACAAAAACCAGCAGUGUGGAUGAUGAUCACAACACUACCAACAACACAGAGGGGGUCACCCCCCGGAUCUCUGAACUGAUGACGGACAGUAACACAGAGAAACAAAACAUUGUUCCCACAGAGGCCUCUGAAACCUACCUGAUGCCUCAGCUCACUGACAACCUCCAGGCAGCUGAGGAGGACAACCACCAGGCACAAGACACACUGGAAAUUGAUGAGGUGAAUGGAAAUAGAAAGAGCACUGCUCAAGACACCCCUACGGUAGUGAAUCCCACUGACUUGAUCUUUUCUAAUGAUGAGCAGCACAAGGACGAUAUUGGGGUGGAGAAAAUGAAGGAGGAUAAGGACACUGAUCCUGCAACGUUUGUUGUGGAAGAAGAGGAUGAUGGUGGGGACAUGGACAUAGGUGUGGAUCUGAGUCUUGAUGAGAGUGGGGUGUUGGAGGCUGAGGCGACAAAUGUCAGACCACUCUCAGACAAUACUUUAGAGUCAGAGUCCACGUCUCAGGAUGUCCCAGCUUGCAGCACUGCAGAGAACCCAUCAGAUGCAAGCCAGACCAGCAGCACAGAAGCUCCUGCCACAGACCAGGCUGGACUAUACCCUUCGGUCGAGGAGGGCGACGAUAAACAAAAAACAAGUGGCAAAAAGGUGACGUUUCCCUCAGAUGAGGAUAUUAUCUCUGGAGCAGUGGAGCCCAAGGACCCCUGGAGACAUGCUCAGAAUGUGACGGUGGAGGAGAUCCUCUCUUCCUACAAACAAGCCUGUCAGAAACUCAACUGUAAACCCAUACCCAAAGUGCUCAAACAAAUACAGGAACUGAAAGACCUGACUCUGCGAAAUGAAUGCUUAGAUCUAAAAGGUGAGAAGCUGGACUACAAAGCAUGUGAGUCUCUGGAAGAGAUUUUGAAGAGGGUCCAGUUUAAAGUGAUAGACCUGGAGCAGACCAACCUGGAUGAAGAUGGUGCCUCGGCUCUGUUUGACAUGAUCGAGUACUAUGAGUCAGCCACACACCUCAACAUCUCCUUCAACAAGCAUAUUGGCACACGGGGAUGGCAGGCCGCCGCUCACAUGAUGAGAAAGACGAGCUCUCUGCAGUAUCUCGAUGCACGUAAUACUCCUCUGCUGGACCACUCGGCUCCCUUUGUAGCACGAGCACUCAGGAUCAGUGGCAGCCUGGCAGUCCUCCACCUGGAGAACGCUGGUCUGUCUGGCAGGCCGCUCAUGUUACUGGCUACGGCUCUGAAGAUGAAUAUGAACCUGCGGGAGUUGUACCUGGCAGACAACAAGCUCAAUGGCCUGCAGGACUCGGCCCAACUUGGCAACUUGCUCAAGUUCAACUACAACAUUCAGAUCCUGGACCUACGCAACAACCACAUCCUCGACUCUGGUCUGGCCUACGUGUGCGAAGGUCUAAAAGAGCAGAGGAAAGGCCUCGUCACUUUGGUGCUAUGGAACAACCAGCUCACACACAAUGGCAUGGGCUACCUCGCUGCUGCACUGCCAUGCACCCAGAGUCUGGAGACUCUGAACCUCGGCCAUAACUCUGUGGGUAACGAAGGGGUCCACAAGCUGAAAGACGGACUGAUUUCCAACCGCUCUGUGCUCAGACUGGGCCUCGCGUCCACCAAACUGUCCUGCGAAGGAGCUGUGGCUGUGGCUGAAUUCAUCGCUGAGAGCCCCAGACUGCUGCGUCUGGACCUUCGAGAGAAUGAGAUCAAGACAGGUGGACUAAUGGCGCUGUCGCUCGCCCUAAAAGUCAACACCUCUCUGCUGCGUCUCGACCUUGACCGGGAGCCCAAGAAAGAAACUGUGAAGAGCUUCAUUGAGACCCAGCGCGCCCUGCUGGCUGAGAUUCAGAAUGGCUGCAAGAGGAACUUCAUCCUGGCUAAAGAGAAGGAGGAAACCGAGCAGAUGAUGAGGCAGUCGGCAUCCAUGGCUGAAAUCGCCACAGAGGACGGGACCACAGAAGAAGAGCAAGAAGUACCAGCAACAGAGGAGAGAAAGGACAAAGAGGGGAAAGAGGGAGAAGAAAAAGGUGAAACAACAGGAAAUGAAGGACAGACAAGCAGCCAGCCUGGAGAGAGCACUGAGACAAGCAUUCCUCAAAUGAUCCUGGAGUCGGACUCGGACACUGAGGAUGAGGAGGAAGAAGAGGUGGUAACAAAGUCAUCUUCCACGUCAAAAUCCUCCACUCGCUUAAACCAGACUCCUCCUCAAACCCAAACAGGGGUUGCAAAGCCCCUCCUCAGUGCCUCAUGUACGUCCUCACUCCCGUCUGCCUCACCUGCUGGCGGACACCUGAGUGUCGUUUCCGGCAUCACCGUCACAGAAUCCACAGUUCCUCCCGGCACCCCUCCAUCACCUGGUCGCUGUAUAUCUGUCUCUAGUCCAGGGAGAGGUCACAAGAUCUUCAUGGUAACUCGGGUGGAGAGCCCCCCUGAGCAGCAACAGCAGCAGCAGCAGCUCCAACUCCAGAAGAGAGCGCCUGCAGCUCCCAGACAGGCUAAAGAGGCCUCAAAGAAGCCUGUUGAGGAGAACACACCCACGACACAGCAGACACGGCCACCUCCCUCAUCUCAAACAGCUACACAAACACAACCGCUACAGGACGACGUGUUUGAGAGCUCACCUGCUCCGUCAACAGACUGUAAACUCACAGAGCCGAGUCCUGUAGCACACUUAGAGUCCGCACUAAACACUAUAGAGCCACAGUCUACAAGUCAACCCACUGAGGAUGUGACGGCUAGCACUUUAGAUCCAGAUGUGACAGAUCCAAGUCAGCAAGCACCAGCCCUGCCUUCAUAUUCCUCAUCAUUGCUGGCUGCAGCAUUUCAGCUCACUGAGGAGGAAAUAAAGAGCGUUAAAAACCCCCAACCUGAGCCCAGCUGUGUAGAAGGAAAGAAGGAGGGAGAGGAGGAUGAAGGUCAUAUAGAAGAUGAGAGACAGGUGAGCACAGAAGGAGAGUGUAAACUGUUAGAUGAACUAAGUCAAAGCCAGACUAGUAUUCCUGCAGUACAAACGCAGCAGCAGCAGCCGUUAACAUCCGUUAUUGAACAGCUACAGGACGAACUAGCAUCUGCAUCAGAGGAGAACCAGUCGCUCAACCAAACAGAGGAAGAAGAAGAAGAAGAAGAAGAAGAGGAGCCACUUCCACUACAAGGGAAGCAGGAAGCACCAGCCGACUUGUCAGAAAAUGAAAAACCCAGUUUAACAGAGAAAGAGGACAGCCCGCCAACCGAAGAGGAACCAUGUCCAAAGCAGCAAACGGAGGCAGAUGAACAGGCAGUAGAUCCUGUUCUCUCUGUCCAGACUAAUCAACAGGAACCAUCUGACACUCAAAGCGGAGCUCAGGAGUUAAAUCCUGGAGCAGGAGAAGCCUCAGAGAGUCCCGAAACUGCCACGACUGAGUCUGUCUUCGCAGUCAAAGACGAGGAUUCACCCGAUGAGAGCUCUUCAGACGAUGAUGAGUGUUUUGCCGAGGCUUCGGAGGAGCUAGUCGGUUCAGCUCUACCCAACGGCCUAAAGCCUGAGUUCUCCCUCCAUCUUCUCGACACUGAAAGCCCCAAGCCCGGCAGCUGUGUGAUGGAGCACGUGAGUGUCAGCUGUGGACAAGACCUGGAGGAGCUGCUGCUAGAAGCCAGUUUGGAGACGGGGAGAGACGCGCCAUGAGGUUGUGAGGGACGAUGAGGACAGGAGAAAAACUCAGCACUCAGAUAGUUUGUCUGGCUCUACUACGUGACUGGUUGCCCUACAAUGUUUUUGCCGUUUCUUUGACUUUACCACCAACACAACCUUUCCAUAAAGGACAGAAGACCUGGUGUUACAGUCGAACGCUCUAUACAUGAACAUACAAGCAAUGGAAAGACUAAAUCAACUUCUGGAGCUUUGCUGUGACAAAUAAGGAACUCCUCUACAUCCACACUACACCAACCACUGAAACACACAUACAUAUGCACAUUAUGAGGAAAACGGGGGGUUAAAACAGAAAUAAAAUCACCAUGUUAUCACUACAUUUUGUCAAUCUGCAAUCUUUACACACAAGCAGCCGCCUGUGAGUGAGAAGUAAUAAGAGAGCUGGGGGAUGAAACACUAACCAAAGACAGAACACAGACCUUUCUCACAGCCCUCCUGUUGCUCUCUUGUGUAGAUUUCCACUGUAGUUAUGGGGGAAAUAUCUAGCAGUUAAAGAUUUUUUUUCAUAAAACAUACACAUACCAGUGAUACAUGAGAAAAGUGGGAUUAAUGGCACAGUCACAAGACAAAAAUAACGGUGACGGACUCUGCUGAGCGGACCUGCUGGCUUUAAACACUUGUUCUAGAGGUGGAAGUAGGUCACUGUCAAAGGCUUUUAUAUCCAAGGAAGCUGAAGAUGUUAACGUGUCUGUUUAAAUGUCAAAUGUUUUAUGUCUGUGUCCCCACCCCCCGACCAUUUCUCCCCCUUCGGGGAAAAAAAAAAAAGCAACUCUUAAGGGACCUCUGCCAAAGUGACCUCCCUCUUUGUCUGUUUUCUCAUCCUCUGCUCACUUUGGCCCCUCAGGAAUCAGCGUCCCCCUCCGGUCAGUCUCCUCAGAUCUGAUGUGGAGGAGCUGCAAACUGUCUCUCCGCCUGCCUCCGCUACAACAACAAAAAAAACUCUUUUUUGAAAGUGACAAAUUGCUCCCAGCUGAAAAAACCCAGAACUUCUGCGAAUGUCGGAAAGCAAGAUGUCUGCUUUUGGUUGAGUUAUUUACAUCCUUUUUUUUUUUUUUUUUUUCAUGAUUCACUGCAUCUUUCAGACACUUAUUAUCGCUUCGUUCGACCAGUCAUUUGUUGUGUUAAACUCUCUCAAGAAAAGCAGCUCGGUCUCUGUCGUCAUCUUCCUGUCUUCCACUGGUACUUUGUGCCAUUUCACCGCUCCAGCUCAUCAUUCAUGUUGCCUUCAAAACUCACCACUUCAGAUUCAGUCGUCAUUUUUUUUGUUUGGGCUGCUUUAGAGAAAUCAGUUAUUUUCUAUUUAUUUUAUAGCUAUAUGAGACUUUUCUGAUUUAUUUUUUUCCUUUUUCUUCUUCACCCCCCAUCCUCAUUUUAUCUUUUUUUUUUUCAUUUUUUGGGGUUGCUUUUAAAGAUUAACCCCAUUUUUUUAUGUAUAUUUCAGAUUCAAACUAGAGCAAAUAUUUAGAUUUUGUUUUUUUGGGGGGAGGGAAGGGUAAUCUGUGUUGGAAGGAAAGGUUAAUAUGAUUGAAUGGUUGACGAUGGUAGCAGUCGGGGUGCAGUAAUACAAGCAAACACAAGGGAGCAGCAAACAUAUUAGUUCUCAUCAAAGUCCUUGUUGUUUUAACACUACUCUGCUGGGUGAAGCUGUGGCCACACGGGAGCGCUAGUGGUUGUGUUGUUUUCCCACAGAGGAGACAGAAGUAAAAAACUCUGAACAUCAUAUACCACACACUGCAGGCGCUGAUGACCAUCCUGUCCUGAAACUUCCAGAGCAAGGACUUUAGCAAGCACCUUUACAUGAAAAGUCAGCUUCAUGUAUGUCCGUGACGAGAGCUGCUUUGAAUUAUUUCCUGAAGCAGUUGCAGGCAGGUGUGUUUGUUUUUUUCUUUCCUCUCAAAAGGAGCAGCAUUCGACCCUCAUGCUCCUCUCCACCCAACAGAUAGUUUGCCCCCACUGUUUGUUAUGCUUUAAUUUUUAGAAAAUUUUAAUAAUUUGUUAACUUAAUUGAAAUGUGCUGGUAAUCACAAAGAUAUGUAUGGCGAAAUUUGUUCCUCUCAAAUAAAUGCAUGUAAUGACUAAAUGAUA
Molecule: messenger RNA, 6930 nt
Organism: Sebastes umbrosus (honeycomb rockfish)
Lineage: Eukaryota; Metazoa; Chordata; Actinopteri; Perciformes; Sebastidae
Gene: ppp1r37
Product: protein phosphatase 1, regulatory subunit 37
Exons: 14
Coding region: 1111-4821 (1236 amino acids)
Molecular function (GO): protein binding
Source: RefSeq, a predicted model, not a curated record